CGAGAGUAGCCAGCCAGGUUCCGGUCUUUUUCAUCUUCGCCAUAGUAGAGAUGGCCGUCGGUAAAAAUAAGGGCCUGUCUAAAGGCGGGAAGAAGGGUGUGAAGAAGAAGAUUGUUGACCCGUUCACGCGCAAAGAUUGGUACGAUGUCAAGGCGCCGGCCAUGUACGCCGUCAGGAACAUCGGCAAAACUUUUGUCAACCGCACGCAAGGCACAAAGAUUGCGUCUGAAGGGCUGAAGGGACGUGUGUUCGAAGUCUCGCAAGCCGAUUUGACAAACGGAGAGGAUGCUUUCCGGAAAUUCCGCCUCAUCGCCGAGGAAGUGCAGGGGCGCAAUGUGUUGACCAACUUCCAUGGAAUGGACCUGACCACUGACAAGCUUCGUUCCAUGGUCAAGAAAUGGCAGACUUUGAUUGAGGCCACAGUUGAUGUGCGGACGACUGAUGGCUACCUCCUGCGCAUGUUCUGCAUUGGUUUCACAAAGAAGUGCGCCAACCAGCUGAAGAAGACAUGCUAUGCACAGCACAACCAGGUACGCCUCAUUAGGAAGAAAAUGACUGAGAUGAUGAUACAGGAGGUGUCUUCCACCAGUCUGAAGGAGGUCGUCAACAAGCUUAUUCCUGGAAGCAUUGGCAAGGACAUCGAAAAGAGCUGCCAACACAUCUACCCUCUGCAUGAUGUGCUCAUCCGCAAAGUGAAGGUGCUCAAGAAGCCUAAAUUUGAAUUGGGCAAGCUCCUGGAACUGCACGGAGAAGGUUCUGGCAAAGGUGGUGCUAGUGCAACUGCAUCUGCCGCCAAAGGCGAAGAAGGCGUGAAAGUGGAUAGACCAGAGGGCUAUGAGCCCCCUGUGCUUGAAACAGUCUGAGCACAUUUGAAUAAAUGACCAUGAACACACA
Molecule: messenger RNA, 894 nt
Organism: Dermacentor andersoni
Lineage: Eukaryota; Metazoa; Arthropoda; Arachnida; Ixodida; Ixodidae
Gene: RpS3A
Product: ribosomal protein S3A
Biological process (GO): translation
Cellular component (GO): ribosome
Molecular function (GO): structural constituent of ribosome
Source: RefSeq, a predicted model, not a curated record